AUGAGCAGCGCCGUUUGCCUUCACCAUCCUGACGGCGACGACUGGGACAAGCACUGCAAUCACUGGGAGCGUCUCUCCGAGGCGAACACUAACUGCAGGAGCAGCGAGCCGUUCUCGGACCUGGUGAGGCAUCGCACUUCGCACCUGCAAGGCGCGUGGAUCUUCUACGUCGGAGACCACGAAAUCGGAGCGGAUCUGCAGGCGUUGUCGGAAGAAGCAAGCAUGCCUGUGGUCACUCGAGAGCAGGUGCUUCCCGCCAGCAGUGGAGUCAUGCGGCGCUUCACCGGGGACGAGUCCGUAUCCCGAGAGGUCGGUGCCGCCCUGGAUUAUUUUCUGUGCUCGCAGAUGCCAGUUUUCAUCGGCAAUUCUGUAUCCCCAUGGAGCGCGUCUCAAAUUGUAAUCAGAGACACCGUGGCCUCCUGGUACAACUCAUUCGGCAUUCCUUUGGCUGAUGUCUUCAGGGCGUACACCAUUCCGCUGGUGUACACGUACACCGAAGAGAGUUCGCCCACCGGUAAAGUGUUGCUACAGAUUUCGAUCCUCUCCGUAAAGAGGGUCAUGCCAACUGCUAGUAUUCAUAUCCUGUACCACGGCAGUGGCGACGGUGAGCUUCGAGGCUGGCUGACCCAGCACGGUGUCGUUCUUUACGAUCACCGGCCGACAUGGCGAGACCAGAUAGAGCAGAUGCGCCUCAAGGGCAACAGGCUCGCAAGCCACCUUUACGCCAAUGCGGGGAACUAUUUGGGAACCUGGCAACGCAUCGACAUACCCCAGUUCUUGUCGGUUGAGUACUGCAUACUGUUGGAUUCCGACGCGUUUGUUGUACGGGCGUUCACUAUCGCGGACAUCGGGCAUUCGAUUCCUAGGGGCUUGGCUUUUUCAUCCGAGCUCAACGAGGACGACGGCCAGCCGAGCAACGCUGGGGUCGCAUUAUUGAAUGUUCCGUUUCUCCGAGAGAGCGUAGAGAGGUUCCACGCUUUCGUGGUCAACCAUGGUGACCCUAAUUUUGCCAGAGGCCCAUCCGACCAGGGCGCGUAUAUGGAGUUCUACGAGAACGAUUUGCAGUUUCUGAGCACCAGGUUCAAUAUGAAACCGUAUUACAAGAACGCGCAUAAUUGGGAUACCAGGUUCAUCUUGCAUUAUCACGGUCUGAAGCCGAGCGAUCACAUAAAGUAUUGGUUCAGUGGUAUCUGUGAGCCCCUGCAGUGCUUCUUGAUAUUUCUGUUUGAGGGCGUCCCCUACCAGUGCGAUGCGAUGGUGGACUUCGCGAAGGCGGCCGCCUUCGAAGGCCCCGGCCUCAUCAGGCAGUACUGCGACCUGUCCACCAGCAACUACAGCGACCUCUGCACGGGCCUGCUCGGCCUCAUGGCCGACCACGGCCUGCCCGGGCGGACGUGCGCGGCGUACUGCGAGCGCGCGCUGGCGCAGCGAGGGCUGAACCCGGCCGACUUCCCGUACAGGCACUAG
Prorocentrum cordatum is the source of this 1467-nucleotide messenger RNA. Lineage: Eukaryota; Dinophyceae; Prorocentrales; Prorocentraceae. The record is from the annotation of a GenBank genome assembly.